Messenger RNA from Talaromyces stipitatus ATCC 10500, 1218 nucleotides. RefSeq lists its product as uncharacterized. Bases 1 to 1218 code for a protein of 405 amino acids. Lineage: Eukaryota; Fungi; Ascomycota; Eurotiomycetes; Eurotiales; Trichocomaceae. Gene Ontology annotation, molecular function: hydrolase activity, acting on carbon-nitrogen (but not peptide) bonds. The record is from RefSeq and is a predicted model, not a curated record. The transcript has 2 exons.
AUGCGUGUCCGAUUGAAAGCUUCAAUCCUGAUACCCGGCCGUGGAGAGCCUAUCGAAAAUGGCGCACUCAUAAUUGACGGUCCGAAAAUCGCCUGGGUUGGUCAACAAUCCGCGAUUCCAACCAAAUAUCAAGACGUUGAUUUUGAGUACCUUCCUGUCCUAAUGCCAGGUCUCUGGGACUGUCAUACACAUUUCAUGGGACUGAGUGACGAAAGCGACACCAUGCAAGCUGUAUUCGGCUCUGCUGCACUAGCAGGUGCAAUAGCUGCCAAGGAGCUCGAGACUGCGUUAAUGGCUGGCUUCACCACGAUCCGCGAAGUAGGCGGAGUAGCAGGAGAGAUCUAUCCCGCAAUUAAAAAUGGCACUAUUGUUGGGCCGAAUGUAUACUCUAGUAUCGGUGUUUUGGGAAUAACUGGCGGUCACUCGGACGUGCACAAUGUACCCAUUGAAGCUGUUAUUGCCAAACGAAAUGAGGGGACAUUUGUAGUUUGCGAUGGUGUUUCGGACUGUAUCAAAACUGUCCGGAUGAUGGUUCGCAGAGGUGCGACACUUAUCAAGAUUUGCGCAACUGGCGGUGUGGGCUCCCUGCUCGAUGACCCUGAGGAUGCCCAGUUUUCACCGGAAGAGAUAAAAGCGAUUGUAGACGAGGCGGCGCGCUCGAAAAGAAUAGUUGCGGCACAUUGUCAUGGGAAAGAAGGUAUAAUGAAUGCUCUACAUGCCGGCGUCCACACAAUUGAGCAUGGCAGCUACCUGGACGAAGAAGUUGCUGCAUUGAUGAAGGAAAAGAAGGCUCUGUUCGUUUCGACUAGAUUGAUUAUUGAAGAGGGCCUUAAGAAUCCGAAACUAUGGCCACCAAGUAGCUACCGGAAGCUGACCAAAAUUAGCGAAGCGCAUAAAAAAGCUUACGCAUUGGCUGUCAAGUCAGGGGUCAAAAUUGUACUGGGCACAGAUUGGACAGCUGGUGAAAAUGGAAAGGAACUUGCCUAUGCAGUUGAAGCUGGCAUGUCGCCAUUAGAGGCUAUUGAAGCUUCCACGGCUCGGUGUCCGGAGACGCUGGGCUCCCAUUUUGCACCUUUGUCGGGCCAGUUGAAGGAAGGGUACGGUGCGGAUGUGAUAGCUGUGGCCAGUAAUCCUCUAGAUGACAUUAAGGUUCUGGGAGAGCCGAAGAAUAUCACGCAUGUUUGGAAAGGGGGGAAAUUGUAUAAAGGGACUCUUUAA